AUGGACCAGCAGCAGCAGCAGCCGCCGCAGCAGCAGGGCCAGCAGGGGCCAAUGGGCCCUGCCGGCCGCCGCCUGCACAUUGCACACCGCCGCAGCCCGUCCGAGCUGACGCCGCUGAUGAUGGAACAGCUUGCCAUCGCACAGCAGAUCGAGGUGCUCCAGCAGCAACAGCAGCAGAUCGCCGCGACGCACCAGCAGUACGUGAACAUGGGCAUGAUCCAGCCCCAGCAGCAGCUGGGCAACUUCCAGAUGCAGCCCGGCCAGAUGGCAAACCUAUCACCGCAGGUGAACAACUACCAGUUCCAGCAGCAGAUGGGACAGCAGCACCUCGGUGUUCCCAUGCACGCACCCGCCGGGCCCACCCCCCACCGCCGCAACCAGUCCGCCCUUCCCAAUGUUGGUAUGGGAGGCCCGCCCCCAGCUCCUUCCUCCGGCGCAUCUGGCUUCGGCGAGUUCGGUCAGCAGGGCAACCAGGGCCGCGAGAACGUGAACCCUCGCGGCCGUGGCGGCGGUGCCGCUGGCUCCGGACACACAAGAAGACACUCUUUAGCACUUUCUGAUGCUAAGAAGGCGGCAGAGCUGGCAGAGUCGAAGAGAAAGACUUCGGGCUUCCAGUUUCCGCUACCUUCUGCCGGUGGCAGCGCCAACCGAGACGCAAGUCCCAGUGGUGCUAGCUCUGGCGAGCAAACCUCCACGCGUGGCGGUCGCGGCGGCCAUGGACGCAGCCAAAGUAUGGCUGUCGGUCGUGGUGGUGGCAGCGCCGGCCGUGGUGGACCAGCUUUCUCCUUCCCACAGGUGCCCGCCGACUCGAGCACAUCGAGCAACAACAACACUACCAACAACAACACCCAGGGCGGCCAGUCUGAUUUCCAGCGCCGCGGUAGCGCAGGCCACGGCCGAAGCGCAUCGCGCAACUUCGAGGGCAACUGGAGGCAGCCCCAGAACAACCCCCCGCAGCAGUCUGCUCAGGAGAACCAGUCCCAGAACAUGGGUAACUUCAACAUGAACCAGACUGCCAAUGCCGCUCCUUUCCAGCCCGGACACCGCACUCGCGGUUCGGUCAACCAGUCUGUUGGCUCUCUCGGCAACUUCCAGUACCCGGGCCAACCUCAACUGGUUCAACUACCCCAGGGACAGGUCCUCGUCCCGCAACAGAUGCUUGCCCAAGGUCUCAACCCUCUUCAGAUUGCCCACCUUCAGGCGCUGCAGGCGCAGCAGCUGCAGGGCGGUGGUUUCGGAGGCCUCGGCGUUAGCCAGCACGCUCAGCCCCAGAUGGGCAUGCAGCAGCAGCAGCAACGCAAGACCUUGUUCACUCCUUACCUCCCCCAGGCUACUUUGCCUGCACUACUUGGCGACGGUCAGCUUGUCGCCGGUAUUCUCCGUGUCAACAAGAAGAACCGAAGCGACGCGUAUGUCACCACAACCGAUCUUGAUGCCGAUAUCUUCAUUUGCGGUAGCAAGGACAGGAACCGUGCUUUGGAAGGUGACCUGGUCGCCAUCGAACUUCUGGACGUCGAUGAGGUUUGGGGUCAGAAGCGCGAGAAGGAAGAGAAGAAGAAGAGGAAGGACAAUGCUGAUCCUCGUGGCGGUAGCAUCGCCGUGAACGACGCUACGACCCAGCCUGAGACGGCUGGCGAGGGCGGCAUUCGUCGACGUGGAAGUCUGCGUCAGCGACCUACCCAGAAGAAGAACGAUGAUGUCGAAGUCGAAGGCCAAAGCUUGCUCCUUAUGGAAGAAGAGGAGAUCAACGAUGAGCUCAAGCCUCUGUACGCCGGUCACGUCGUUGCUGUCAUUGAGCGUGUUGCCGGUCAGAUGUUCUCUGGCUCCCUUGGUCUUCUGCGCCCUAGCAGCCAGGCCACUAAGGAGAAGCAGGAGGCUGAGCGCCAGGCUCGUGAGGGCAGCAACAGCCGUCCCCAGCCCGAGCGUCAAGAUAAGCCCAAGAUUGUAUGGUUCAAGCCUACCGACAAGCGUGUGCCUUUGAUCGCCAUUCCGACAGAGCAGGCGCCCAGGGACUUUGUUGAGAAGCACCAAGAGUACGCUGAUCGCAUUUUUGUUGCAUGCAUCAAGCGAUGGCCCAUCACCUCGCUGCAUCCCUUUGGUACCCUGGUUGAACAGCUUGGUGUCAUGGGCGACCCCAAGGUUGAGACCGACGCUCUGUUGCGUGACAACAACUUCGGCCCUGAUGAUUUCUCCGAUGCAGUCAUCAAGAACGUUGGCUUCGAGGACUGGUCGGUCGCAAACGAUGGCGAGGAGGCGAUCAAGGCACGUCGUGACCUUCGCAGCGAGGAGACUUUCACCAUCGACCCCAACGGCAGCAAGGAGCUCGAUGAUGCUAUCCACUUCAAGUACCUUGAUGAUGGCCGCGUCGAAAUCGGUGUUCACGUUGCUGACGUCGCGCACUUCAUCAAGCCAAACUCUCUUGUCGACCGUGAGGCAAAGAAGCGCGGCACAGGUGUCUACCUCAUGGAUCGCUCUGUCAACAUGCUUCCUCCACGUCUGUCCAACGACAUCUGCUGUCUCAGCCCUGGUGAGGAUCGCUACACUGUCAGUGUGAUCUUCAAGGUCGAUCCCAAGACCGGCCGUGUAUCAGACGACGAGACCUGGGUCGGAAAGUCUGUCAUCAAGAGCUCCGGCAAACUGUCGUACGAAGAGGUCGACUCUGUUAUUAGCGGACGCGACGGGGAGGUGACGGCGGCUCGUGCUAAGGACAUCAAGACGCUCCACCAAAUCACGCAGCGUUUCCGCCAGGCUCGUUUUGGCGAUCGCACUGCUGACAUCCAGCCUCUGCGUCUCAUGUACCAGCUUGACGACGAGAAUGUUCCCGUUGAGGCCAACAUCUUUGACUCUUCGCCAGCUCACGAGUGCAUCGAGGAGCUCAGCCAUCUUGCGAACAGCUUUGUCGCAAAGAAGAUCCAUGCUGCUCUGCCAGAAAAGGCUCUCCUUCGUCGCCAAGCUCCUCCCAACCCCCGUCGCUUGAACACCAUCGCCGAGCGGAUGGGUGCGAUUGGCUACAGCAUUGACGACGAGAGCAGUGGCACUCUCCAAAACAGCUUGUUCCAGGUCGAAGAUAGCGACAUCCGUAAGGGUAUGGAGACGCUCGUCAUCAAGUCUAUGCCCCGCGCCAAGUACUUUGUCGCUGGCAAGGUACCGGAGGACCAAUACGCCCACUACGCCCUCAAUCUCUCGCUGUACACUCACUUCAUGAACCCAUCCCGCCGCUACGCCGAUAUUGUUGUGCACCGCCAACUUGAAGCUGCUCUUUCGAACGGCGCCAUCGAGUUCACUGAGGACAUUGAGGUACUGGCUAAGACUGCCGAGAUGUGCAACACAAAGAAAGAUUCCGCACAUGCUGCUCAGGAGCAGAGCGUCCAUAUCGAGGCCUGCCGCAAGAUGGACAGGAUCAGCCAAGAAAUUGGCGGCGACUUGAUUGCUGAGGGCAUUGUCAUCUGCGUGUACGAAUCAGCGUUUGAUGUGUUGAUCCCUGAAUGGGGCUUUGAGAAGCGAGUCCACUGUGAUCAGCUUCCUCUCAAGAAGGCAGAGUUCGAUAAGAACAAGCGUCUCCUGGAGCUUUACUGGGAGAAGGGUGUUCCCUCUUCUGCUUUCGUCCCCGAGGAUGAGCGGCCGAAGCACGGUUCUAUCCGGGCGUCCAACGCCGCGGCUGCUGCGCGUCACGCUGAGGCGGCUAAGCAGCGUGCCAAGGAACAGGAAGAGGCCCAGCGCCGCCAGAUGGACACAGGAACCAUGUCGACUAACGAAGUUGACGCUCUGUUCGAUGAUGACGACGAUGACUCGAGCGAUCUGAACUCCACCAUGGCCGGCGUGUCGUUGAACCCAACUGGUGCUGAUCGACCGACCCAAAGCAUGCCUCCCUCGCCGACCAGGGGGCUUUCUGGCCAAGCUCCGCAGCGUACGAACUCGGACUCGAAGCUGUCCAAGAGCGCCAGCGAGGCGCCCGAGGCCAAGCUGUCGAACAAGGAGAAGUACCUCAGCUGGUUCGCCCUACGUGAGGAGAACGGCGACUACAUCCAGGAUGUGCGGGAGAUGGCACGCGUGCCUGUAAUCCUUAAGACGGAUCUGACCAAGAGUCCUCCUUGCUUGACUAUCCGCUCGCUGAACCCGUACGCUUUGUAA
Boeremia exigua is the source of this 4131-nucleotide messenger RNA. RefSeq names its product cell wall biogenesis protein phosphatase Ssd1. Gene Ontology annotation, molecular function: 3'-5'-RNA exonuclease activity; RNA binding. Bases 1 to 4131 code for a protein of 1376 amino acids. Gene Ontology annotation, biological process: mRNA catabolic process. Gene Ontology annotation, cellular component: exosome (RNase complex); P-body. The record is from RefSeq and is a predicted model, not a curated record. Lineage: Eukaryota; Fungi; Ascomycota; Dothideomycetes; Pleosporales; Didymellaceae. The transcript has 3 exons.